Striga asiatica is the source of this 579-nucleotide messenger RNA. NCBI's taxonomy places the organism in Eukaryota, Viridiplantae, Streptophyta, Magnoliopsida, Lamiales, Orobanchaceae. The record is from the annotation of a GenBank genome assembly.
AUGGUUACCUCGUCCGGGAUUACCACACAUUCGUUUUGCAUGCGGUUGAAAAGGACAACAGCGUCCGCGAAUAGGCUCUGCUUAACCAAGGCGCCAAUCAUGGUGUUCCAUGACACGACAUUCCGUUCGGGCAUUCGGUCGAACAAAGCCCGAACAAGGCCCGGAUCCGAGGAGAGAAUUCCAAGAGACGACGGUUUUUUCGGGCAUUUGGUCGAACACUCGACGAGCCCAUUCGAGGUUGUCGCAUUUUGCGUACAUGUCGAUGAGCGAGUUGCCUAUGUUGUUGUCUCGACUUUCGAGACCGUUGCGCAAGAUGUACGCGUGGCACUGCGUGCCGAGGUGAAAAUCGACGAGUUCGGCCGAGGAUGUAAUAACCGACAACAUGGUGACGCGAUCGGGCCUCAGCCCGGAUUCGAGCAUUUUACGGAAAUGAUCGACUGCUUCUUUCGUUUCACCCGUUUUCACGUGAUUCGAAAUGGCCGUAUUGUAAAGGUCCAAGUUUUUCCCAUCCGCAUGCUCGUCAAAGAGCAGUCUUGCCUUAUCGGGAUCUUUGCAUUUCAUGUACAUGUCGACAAGUGA